This is a messenger RNA of Acyrthosiphon pisum (pea aphid), 1453 nucleotides long. RefSeq names its product dynein heavy chain 3, axonemal-like. The record is from RefSeq and is a predicted model, not a curated record. The coding region runs from base 256 to 1242 and encodes 328 amino acids. The transcript is spliced from 6 exons. NCBI's taxonomy places the organism in Eukaryota, Metazoa, Arthropoda, Insecta, Hemiptera, Aphididae.
CAUUACACUUGUAAUGGUAAAAGUAAACAUAUAUUAUACUUCGAUGAUCAAUACUUAUUUAGUGUUUCAGGCACGUUUAUAGUUGAUACACGAGCACGUUAAUUCGUUGGUGAUCACAAGAAUUGGUCAUUUAAAUUAUGUAGUUUAGCGAAUUGUCGUGGUCGUGCGUGAUAUAAUUUUGUAUUAUCAGUUGUGGUGUACAUUAUCAUUAUUAUUGUAAUAUGUAUUCGGUGUAAUUAUUCGUAAGAAAUCAUAAUGAAAAAAACUCGUUUAAAAAUGAACAAAUGCCAUGUAAAAAACUUGGAAAAGUGUACGGAUGAGAUUUCUAUGGAUGGCGUACACCCCCCGCUGUUCUGUAGUCAUACGUGGACUAAAUGUGUUCCGAUCAGUCAUCGAAUUCAUCUGAUGCAUCCGUCGAUGUCCAUUGGACGCAACUAUAGACUAGCACUCGAAAAGACUUUACGAAAAAUCAACAAGUCACGGGAAAAGGCCAUAAGUUGUAAAAUAUUAGACGAAGAUCGUCAUUUAUUAAAUCGUCCACGCCAAAAAGUCGAAUCUGAACCACAAAAGAUGAAUACCACAAAUGAUUACAAAUAUACCGGCGUCGUGCCUUUAGCGGAUUUGUUGUCCGGAAAAUAUUACAGGGAUAUAGCAGAUCUGAGGAAACAAAAAAUGAUUGCAAAGAAAAUAAAAUAUGAAAAAUCUAUGAUAAAACCAGAAUUACCUUCAAAUUAUAUUGGUUCAUCGAUACAAGCUUGUACUGCAAUGAGUCCAGACAAACAGCUUAAUAUACUGAAAGAUAUGUGGCGAAAAGAGAAAAACGUCGAGAUCGUCAUAAGUAAAGAAGACAGCGAAACAAUAGCAUACUAUUUGAACGAAGGUAUAACUAGUGAAUAUUAUAAUCCGUUUCCAGAACAAGUGUUGGCCAACAUAAAGAAGAAUCGUGUUAAACCGAAUCUGUUAAAAAAGUAUCAUUUUUUGAUGACAUUUUUGGAAAGCGACGUACGAAAAAAUUAUGAUACUGCUUGCAAAAAAAUAAUCCUUGAUUAUAUAUUAAUGGAUCCAGAUGAAUUAAAAAGAAUUGGAAUAACAAAUUACUAUAGAUCAGAUUAUUCUUCAAUGCAAAUUAGAGGACCGAUUCCAUGGCACCAAACAGCAAUUAUUCAAAGAGAACAUUUAAGGCAUAACUUAUAUAUUUUCAGUGAAUCUAUUUUAAUGUUGAAUAGUGUAUGGAAAAAGUAAGCUAGUUAGAUGAUUUUUUUAUUUAAACAUUAUAUUAUUAUUAUAUUUUUUUUUUCAAAGGUAUUCCAAAGGUUAUAUUUUUCCUAUAAAAAAUUUAAAAAAAGUUGGGAUUCCUAUAAAACCAAGUUCCUUACAAGAGCUUUUGAAUAAAUCGUGUGAAAAAUUUCGACACAAAUUAGUAAAAGAGUAUGACACUUCACUAAUAACCUAC